This is a messenger RNA of Darwinula stevensoni, 851 nucleotides long. The record is from the annotation of a GenBank genome assembly. NCBI's taxonomy places the organism in Eukaryota, Metazoa, Arthropoda, Ostracoda, Podocopida, Darwinulidae.
GAUAUGGCGUAAUGGAUUUGAAUGCGAGGAGGAAAAAUGCCACAAGAGAGAGCACGAACACGCUGAAGGCUUGGCUCCAUGAACAUCGCAAUAAUCCAUAUCCGACCAAAGGUGAGAAGAUAAUGUUGGCAAUCAUAACGAAGAUGACGUUGACACAAGUGAGCACGUGGUUUGCAAACGCGCGACGUCGCCUCAAAAAGGAGAACAAGAUGACCUGGGAGCCCAAAAACCGGGUCGACGUCGUCGAUGAAGACGUCGGUGACGAUCCAGAGUCGGAAGAAGACGACAAAAAAGACGAAAAACAGGAAAAGGAGGACAUAUUAGCUGACGGAAACUUCAUAAGGGGUGACAAGGAAUCGGCCGGAAAGAGGACAGAGAGGAAAGAGGUAACAGAUGAAGACGAAAGGGGCGAGGAGAAACGAGUCCCAAAGAUCUGGUCCCUGGCUGACACGGCCAGAAAAUCCAACGGCAGCAACAACAAUAACGUUAGCAAGCACAACAACAACCAUCAUCACCACCAUACUUCGGCAUCGGAAAGUAUGGUAUCGGGUAGUGGAAGUUUCACGUGGUUGCCUCCGCCGAUGCCUCCUCCUUCUCAUCAUGCAACGCCUGCUACUUUUUGGGGAUCUCCAAUCCAUGCUACUUACAGUGGAGUCCCUUCCCUUUCCAACCGAGCCUAUCAUCACCUCAUUUGUCCGCCGGAAUGACUCGUGUUCCGUUUAUAAAUGAACUCCAUCACGUUAUCAGAUGUCAUACGCUUAAUACGAGAUGGUCUCGAUAAAUUAUUGUGCCCUUGCAAUCCAGUACCAAAGAGACUUCAUCGUCGUCGUUUGUUUCCUCGUCUCCUGUCC